Scaptodrosophila lebanonensis is the source of this 1434-nucleotide messenger RNA. RefSeq names its product NAD-dependent protein deacetylase Sirt2-like. Bases 1 to 1434 code for a protein of 477 amino acids. The transcript has a single exon. NCBI's taxonomy places the organism in Eukaryota, Metazoa, Arthropoda, Insecta, Diptera, Drosophilidae. The record is from RefSeq and is a predicted model, not a curated record. Gene Ontology annotation, molecular function: NAD+ binding.
AUGUGUGAUACCAACGAUAAUGUCGCCAGCAGCAGCUGCAAGGCGGUUGCCACUGAAGCAAAUUUGAAUGUGAAUGUGAAUGUUGGUCCCAUUGCCAGCGGACACGAUCAAGCUGGUUUCUCGUCCGCUAGACCGAGCUGUGAGGCGCCCAAUACCACCCCACUAGACCCCAUUGCUCCGGCAAAGUGUUCAACACGGAAUGAUCUGAAUGCCGCCGUUACCGAAUCCAAUGACGACUCGGAGCCCGAUGGUGUCACACAGACAGGCACCGAUAUGGAGGAGAUGGAGAGCGUCACCGAAAGCAGUGUCCAAACCGAGAAGCGUAAGGAGUCCAGAUUCAAAAAAUUCAAGCAUAGUGUGGACUACAGUGGCUUGGGCAGACUAAGACAUCUUGUAUCGAAAACAUUUGGCGGCUGGAUAAACUCCGACCGGAACACACCCAAACAGCCACCCAGAUCCAUUUGCGGAUCGAUACCACCGGCCAUUGCCCAGAGACCGCAGGAGGAUCGUGUCAUUACAAAUCUAACGCUAGAUGGCUUGGCUGAGCAUUGGCGUCGAUUUGGAUUCGAGAAUAUUGUCACUAUAGCGGGUGCGGGUAUCACACGAGCCGCCGGCUUGCCCGAUUUCCAAGAAUCAUCCCCUGCCCUUGACCAAUGGCUGCAGAGAUAUGAGCUUCCCAAUGCAAAGAGCGUGUUUGAUCGCGAAUUUUUUAAGCACAAUCCGCGCCCGUUCUUUGCGCUGGCCAAGGAUCUCUGCUCCGGUAAUUUUGUCCCCACCAUGUCCCACUAUUUCUUGCGCCUCCUACACGAAAAAGGCCUCCUUGUCCGUCACUACACCGCCAAUGUCGAUGCCCUCGAGCAUAUGGCUGGGGUGCCGCAUUUAAAAGUACUCGCACAAUAUGGUGCCAUCUUUAACUGUCAUUGUACGCAGUGCCGGAAGUUUUAUUCCCACGACUGGUUGCGCGAACAGUUGGCAGUUCAAGAUGUACCCAGAUGUGAAUACUGCAGAAAUAUCGUUCGGCCCGAUAUCGUCUACUCAGAUCAGCCAUUGCCCCCCGUUUUUCGCACCUGUCCCGAAGUAGACUUUGCCGAAUGCGAUCUAUUGAUUAUUAUGGGCGCCAAUUAUAAUGUCGAACCAUAUACCACACUACUUAAAUGUGUCAGUCCCCGCUGUCUGCGACUUAUAAUCGACACGGAUCCAGCGAAAAAAGAAUUCACCGGUGAAUCUCCGGUGCAUUAUGGCCAAGCAUCCAACACACGGGAUGUCGUCUACCAAGGUGAAUGCGAUGAUGGUAUUACGGAGCUAACGAAGGCCAUUGGCUGGGACAAGCAGUUGCGAGAUCUGAUUAGGUAUGAACGGGAGCGUUUGCGGCGAGAAGCAAAGAAACAGUUGGCGAAACAAACAGCGGCUAACGCAAAUGCAUAUGCAAGAUAG